AACACUGGAGUAUUCAUCUAAAUAUACUGCAUAUAAAAGACGAAGUAACGAACUCAGAAAUCAUUCGAAUCUCAACUGAAAAAUAACAACAUGUACUCCAAGGUCGCCCUGAUCGCUUGCCUAUUCGGCCUUGCCCGUGCUGGCGGUAACGCAAUUGGCCUCUCUGGCUUGGCAGGUCUUGGCUACGCCGGUCAUGCAGGACUCGGACGUGGUAACCUGGGACCUAACGGCCUUGUAUCGGAAUACAAAUACAGCAUCUCCCAACCUCCCACCGCAAAUGCUGGUGUCGGAUACGGCGCGGGUCUUGGCUAUGCAGCGGGUCUUGGCGGACUUGGCCAUGGAACGGGUUUAGGCUACAGCAAUGGACUUGGCCUUAGUCAUGCCACAGGCCUUGGGUACAGCAACGGACUUGGCGCUGAUUUAGCCCAUGGCGGUCUUGGAUAUGGAAACGGAUUGGGUUACAGCAAUCUUGGCCAUGGCGCUAGUCUUGGUUAUAACUCUGCUCUCGGCCACGGUAACCUUGGCCGGAACGGCGCUGUGGUGUCAGAGUACCAGGUCAGUGUGGCACAUCCUCCCACCGUUAAUGCUCAUGGCGCGUAUGGCGCUGGGGCGUAUGGCGCUGGGGCGUAUGGCGCUGGGGCGUAUGGCGCUGAGGCGUACGGCGCUGGGGCGUAUGGCGCUAGGGCGUACGGCGCUGGGGCGUAUGGCGCUGGGGCGUACGGCCCCGGGGCGUAUGGCUCUGGUGUCUACGGUAAUGUCUACAAUCAGGGCUCCUACAAAAUCGACGCUUACGGUGCCAACUACGCCAACGCUGGCUGGUGAAAACUACCUCAACGAAAUAAGUGCAAUUUUGUGAAUUUGUGUUUUGUGAUAUUUUGUAUUAAAAUUCAAUAAACGACUUUUGUAAAUAA
Leguminivora glycinivorella is the source of this 911-nucleotide messenger RNA. Its product is annotated as glycine-rich cell wall structural protein 2-like. Lineage: Eukaryota; Metazoa; Arthropoda; Insecta; Lepidoptera; Tortricidae. The transcript is spliced from 2 exons. The record is from RefSeq and is a predicted model, not a curated record. Bases 91 to 822 code for a protein of 243 amino acids.